Messenger RNA from Procambarus clarkii (red swamp crayfish), 1290 nucleotides. Its product is annotated as pupal cuticle protein 36-like. The record is from RefSeq and is a predicted model, not a curated record. Lineage: Eukaryota; Metazoa; Arthropoda; Malacostraca; Decapoda; Cambaridae. Gene Ontology annotation, cellular component: chitin-based extracellular matrix. Gene Ontology annotation, molecular function: structural constituent of chitin-based larval cuticle.
CACCUGGAGCUCUCCGCUACACCAACAUGAUCCUGAAGACAGUUUUGUUUGCGUUGACGGCUGUCGCAGCGGCCGACAGACUCCCGUCUACUUCUUACGGAGUGCCGAGCAGAGGAAGCGGAGGAUCUGCAGGUGGAGGCUUCGGAGGUCCUGGGGGAGCAGGCUUCGGGGGCUCUGGGGCUGGACGUGGAGGGGUGGGUGCAGGAGGUUUCGGGGGCCCUGGAGGAUUUGGAAGCUCAAGUGGUGGAGGCUUUGGGGGUCCAGCCGGUGGUGGUUUCGGGGGCCCAGCCGGUGGUGGCUUCGGGGGCCCAGCCGGUGGUGGCUUCGGGAGCCAAGCCGGUGGUGGCUUUGGGGGAGCUGCAAGUGGAAGUUCUGUUAGCGGAAGUUACAGACCAUCAGGUCCUGUUGUGCCCAUCCUGAGGGACGAGCGUCAGGGACCUGAUGCGUUCGGGAACUACAACUUCAACUUCGAGACUGGUGACGGUAUCAGUCGUCAGGAGCAGGGCGCCCCUCAGGGUCCGACUGGCGCCGUGGCAUCUCAGGGAGGAUGGUCAUUUACCUUCCCCGACGGAACUCCAGCUGACUUCAAGUUCGUUGCGGAUGAAGGCGGUUACCGCGUGGAGUCUCCCCUGCUGCCCACGCCCCCGCCUCUCCCCGCCCACGCCAUCGCCCAGAUCGAGAAGGCUCGUCAGGAAGACGCCGCCGCGGCUGCUGGAGGUGGUCGAGGAUCGUACGCAGCUGCGUCGGGCUCCUCGUCUCAGUUCUCAGGAGCACCUUCUGGAGGCUUUGGAGGAGCACCUUCUGGAGGCUUCGGAGGAGCAUCUUCUGGAGGCUUCGGAGGAGCAUCUUCUGGAGGCUUUGGAGGAGCACCUUCUGGAGGCUUCGGAGGAGCACCUGCUGGAGGCUUCGGAGGAGCACCUGCUGGAGGCUUCGGAGGAGCAUCUUCUGGAGGCUUCGGAGGAGCAUCUUCUGGAGGCUUUGGAGGUUCAGGCAGUGGAGGCUUCGGAGCCGCUCCUGCGGCUCCAAGCAGGACCUACGGCGCCCCAUGAACAUCAUUGUCCUGUUACUUGCAUCACUGACCACAAACGUUUACAUCACGACCUUCACUAUAGUCUAUUUCUUCCUCGAAACAUCUCAGAUCUCUGUUGCUGCCAUCAUCUUUGGUCCAUCUUCACGACUAUCACGUCAGCUGAGUCUCAUGUUAUCUGAAUAUUUUUUUCAGAGAUGACGUUUAAUCUACGCUUAUUCUAAUGUUAAUUAUUUCAUUUUAAUAAAACGAGAUAAACAAUA